Guyanagaster necrorhizus is the source of this 621-nucleotide messenger RNA. RefSeq lists its product as uncharacterized. The record is from RefSeq and is a predicted model, not a curated record. NCBI's taxonomy places the organism in Eukaryota, Fungi, Basidiomycota, Agaricomycetes, Agaricales, Physalacriaceae. The transcript has a single exon. The coding region runs from base 103 to 534 and encodes 143 amino acids.
UGUGGUUUUGCCGUGCAUUACCCUCCUGUUUUCCUUUUAAUCGGUGUCCCCUCGCAGAGUCCCCAUAUUCUCGAAUUUCCCGACGUACGCACCUGUGAUUGGAUGAGGAAAAUCACAGCAUUCGAACUAAAGGAUUGCGAUGGAUGCCUCGGUAGUGAUAAUGCGAGAGCAACCAUCGCCUUUCUCCGCGAGCUCCCUCACUUACGCCAAUUGUUUAUGGAACUGACGGAUCUCCCUCUCGUUGACUGUAUCGUCACGAGCCUGGUGUUUUCACCUACCAAAGAUGAUAAUAUUGCUCCGCAGUUGCGUGCGUUGGCUAUGAGAAAGCUUCCCACUCUUUUUGACGGUGGCAGUCUGGUGACUGUCGUGGCAUCUCGUCGAGGCAUAAACACCAGGUCCACCUCCAAGGAGUAUCGCUCAUGUUCAUGUUUGGAGGAAGUGCAGCUCGGGCGUCCUCUAAGCGUAUCUGAUUCCGCCUUGGCGAGUCAAUGGGAGAGUUUGUGCAACAAUGGUUUAAAAGUGACAUAUGAAUAACAAUGCAAUGAAGGCAGUUUGGCAUCUCCUAUGAUGUUCGACGGAAGGAAACGUUCUUGGGAAGUUGAGCAUGGAUAGAUGGGUGGC